This is a messenger RNA of Sphaerodactylus townsendi, 323 nucleotides long. RefSeq names its product RING finger protein 150-like. The record is from RefSeq and is a predicted model, not a curated record. The transcript has 2 exons. NCBI's taxonomy places the organism in Eukaryota, Metazoa, Chordata, Lepidosauria, Squamata, Sphaerodactylidae. The annotation marks the transcript as partial.
GACUUUCCCUUGCAGGCAUCUCUUUCACAAAUCUUGUGUAGAUCCAUGGCUGCUAGACCAUCGUACCUGCCCUAUGUGUAAAAUGAACAUCUUAAAAGCACUAGGGAUUCCGCCAAAUGCAGAUUGCAUGGAUGAAAUACCUCCAGAUUUUGAAGCAUCUAUAGGAGGACCUCCAACCAAUCAAAUUACUGGAGCUAGUGACAUAACUGUGAAUGAAAGCUCUGUAGCACUAGAUCCUCCAGUCCGGACUGUGGGAGUAUUACAAGUAAUUCAGGAUGUUGAUCCUCUUCCACAGCCUGGGGAAAAUAACCUCACCACAAGCA